Messenger RNA from Rasamsonia emersonii CBS 393.64, 282 nucleotides. RefSeq lists its product as uncharacterized. The transcript has a single exon. Lineage: Eukaryota; Fungi; Ascomycota; Eurotiomycetes; Eurotiales; Trichocomaceae. The annotation marks the transcript as partial. The record is from RefSeq and is a predicted model, not a curated record.
AUCCGCUCGGGCGUCGUGCCGCGCCCAGGACUCAGUACCCGUGCCAAGCCCACCCAACACCACCUGGUAUUGGUGUUGGGUGGGCUUGGCACGGGUACCAUAGCGCGUUCAGAGUUAGUGGCUGCCAAGCAUUUUAGCCCCAUCGUGAUACAUCAGCUGGACUCUUCAGUCAACCUCGACGUUGCGUUUAUAAUCUCUAGUAAUCAGUGCAUCUGCUUGCGGCCUUUCUUUGAGAAUGACUCGAGCCUGGCGAUAUGCCCGCGGCAUUUUUGUGUUUCGUGA